AUUUCAUACUUAUUCGAGUUAGGGCAAACGUCAAUUGUUUCAGACUUUCAGGCAAGCAAGGCAUCGAACAGGUUGAGUCCAUGGUGACCCUGACCCAACUUUCGCAGGUUUCAAGCAUUAAUUUGGGGUUUUUAGCUGGGAACACCAGUCAUUGUCACCGGAAAACAAGUUACCUCAGAAUUUCGAGAAAAAAUGGAAGAUGGUUUCGAUUGUUUUCUGGCACGAGUGCCCAAUUACAGGAUUGGGACUGUUCACAUGAUUCAAGGAAAAUUGCACCGUUGAUUACACCGGUUGAUGAGAAGCCAAAGAAGUUAUUCAAGAAAGAACACCACCUCUGGAUGAAGAGAGAUUCAGCUGGGUCUAGCCAAAAGGCUCUCAAUCUAGUGCGAAUUGUUUCAAGGGUUUCAAAUGAGAAGGAGGCUAUUUAUGUAGCAUUGGAUGAAUGGGCUGCUUGGGAAACUGAAUUUCCUGUUAUUGCUGCAGCGAAAGCUCUGGGAAUUUUGCGCAAGAGAAGGCGAUGGCUACGGGUAAUACAGGUUUCUAAAUGGUUGCUGUCCAAAGGUCAAGUAUUGACAAUGGGAACAUACGAUACCCUAUUAUUGGCAUUUGAUAUGGAUGGGAGGGUUGAUGAAGCUGAAACUAUUUGGAAUAUGAUAUUGCACACAUAUACACGCUCGAUCUCAAAGCGCUUAUUUUCUCGGAUGAUGUCUCUAUAUGAUCAUCACCACAUUCCUGAUAAGCUCUUAGAGGUUUUUGCUGACAUGGAAGAAUUAGGGGUGAAACCAGAUCAAGACUCUGUGAGAAGAGUUGCACGUGCAUUCCAGCAAUUGGGCGAGGAGGAGAAGCAGAAGCAAGUGUUGCAGAAAUAUGGCUUGAAAUUGAAAUAUAUCCAUUUCAAUGGAGAACGUGUCAGAAUCAAAGCAGGAGAAAAUUGGGAUGAGUGACAGAAAAAGAAAGCCUGAAAUAUACAGUAUCAUUCCCCAGAAAGACCUUCAAAGAAUCAGAUGAAUGAUGGUGGCAUGAACGUAACCUCAACCUGAAGAUCCUCUGAUGUAACUGUUACAUCUGUGGCAAAAUGGCAGUGAUAGGCUGAUCUCCUAUGGAAUCUGGUUCACUGAGAUCUUUUAAGCAAAAGUUCUUGCAGUAAGUGUUUCCAUCUCCAGUUCAAUCCAUGAACUGCAAAAUGUCCAGUUCAUAGACAUCUUUGAGAAGCUCAAUCAAUAUUGGCAUCUGAGUGGAUUGGAACUGGGAACUCUUUGAAAUUUCAUUUUAAGGACUUGAAGACCCUGCAUGUGUUUGAAGAACACACAUGUGAUGGGAUGAUCUUUGGAGCAUGUUCCUCUUUUGUACUCUACUCCAUUAGACCACAUAAUAGGCAGGGAGUGGAGCGGUUUACAUGUGGCAUCGAAGUUGAUCUCAACUGUCUGUGUGACUUGAUCAAGCUUUUGUUGAAGUUCAAAGAUGUGAACAUCAAAUCCCAAAAAUUAAAUGGAGAGAUCUGAUUUGGAUUUUUCAGUA
Molecule: messenger RNA, 1518 nt
Organism: Amborella trichopoda
Lineage: Eukaryota; Viridiplantae; Streptophyta; Magnoliopsida; Amborellales; Amborellaceae
Product: Pentatricopeptide repeat (PPR) superfamily protein
Molecular function (GO): protein binding
Source: RefSeq, a predicted model, not a curated record